Messenger RNA from Puccinia triticina, 225 nucleotides. RefSeq lists its product as uncharacterized. The record is from RefSeq and is a predicted model, not a curated record. The coding region runs from base 1 to 225 and encodes 74 amino acids. The transcript has 2 exons. NCBI's taxonomy places the organism in Eukaryota, Fungi, Basidiomycota, Pucciniomycetes, Pucciniales, Pucciniaceae.
AUGGCUGAGGAGGCCUGUGCAGGAUGGGGCUUGGGCGCGGCGGAUGCCUCAGAUCCGGUCUUCCUCCUCAUUGUCGCAGAUCACUCCAGAGACCUAGCCGAGGAUCUGGCCAAGGAAUUUGCGGGUCAUGCCAAGGAACUUCACCAGUUUUGGAUGCUGGGACUUGAUCUCUUGGAGCAGGUCUUCCUCCUCCAGAAUAUUUUCAAGCAGCAGCGAGGGGGUUGA